AUGUCGUCAGUUUUCAUAGUAAAUGGCAGCACGUACACUAGUUCGUUCGUUUAUACUCGCCUUCAUCGCUAAUUCUUCGCUUGUGAAAAGGUCAAGUCUGCGUUCUUACGUUCGCGAGCCCGUUCUCGCGAUCGUUUAAUAAAAGCCUGAUCGGGUGUUCGUUCACUUCAGUGGAGAAAUGGCUGAGGCUUCCUUACCGUCCUGCCGGUUUUUCUGCCACCGCUGUUCAUCAGAGAUAAGCCCGCGUUUACCGGACUUCACCUGUCCACGCUGUGAUUCUGGAUUUAUUGAGGAAUUGCCUGAUGAAAGAAGAAGUGACGAUAGCUCCCCAUCUACAUCCUCCGCAACUGAUCAGACACAGACCCCCAUUCAGCCCACCAUGAAUCACCAGCACUUGUUCACUUUUCCUACUGGGUACAGUCCAUUCACCGUGGGAAUUUUCAAUGAAAAUUUUGAACUCAGAACUUGGCUACCCACAGAAGAUAACAGAGACACCGAAAUUCAGCGGGAACAAGAAAUGGCGUCGCAGCAACGAUAUGGUGCGCAGCAACCACGGGGUCGACAUGCGGCUCAGCGACAGGGUACACGCCAUGAAGGAGUUCCCACGUUAGAGGGAAUUAUCCAACAGCUUGUAAAUGGGAUCAUAGCACCAACAGCCAUGCCGAAUAUUGGAAUGGGACCAUGGGGUGUACUUCAUUCUAACCCAAUGGACUAUGCGUGGGGAGCCAAUGGACUGGAUGCCAUCAUAACACAGCUACUCAACCAGUUUGAAAACACGGGUCCUCCUCCAGCGGAUAGAGAAAGGAUAAAGAGUUUGCCCACAGUCUCCAUCACAAAAGAACAUGUGGGCGCAGGUUUAGAGUGUCCUGUGUGCAAAGAAGACUACAGUGUCGAGGAGAGCGUCAGACAGCUGCCAUGCAAUCAUUUGUUUCACAAUGACUGUAUAGUCCCCUGGCUUGAACAGCAUGAUACAUGCCCCGUGUGCAGGAAGAGUCUUAACGGCCAGAACACAGCCACAAACCCACCGGGUUUAUCAGGGAUGAACUUCUCUCCCUCCUCAUCAUCCUCUUCCUCUUCCAACUCACCAAGCAAUGAGAAUGCUUCCAGCAACUCAUAGAUUCUCCCUGUCACCCUUACUUCAUAGCUGGAAACCUCACGCUCUCAAGGAGUCUUCUCUACAGCGGACACAAGCACAGCUGCUAGUCUUUAAUCUUAUGGACAUGUAAAUUGAGGUGAAUUUCUCUCAGACGUCUUAUUACUAAUCAUUCCUCCACUUUUGCUGACUGUCGGCUGGAUCCUACUCUUGCUGCUGCUACUGUUGCAGUAAUUGAGGACAUUCACCUACUAAUCGCCCUGACAGAGCCGUGGGAACUGAAACAAUCGUAAAAGUAGGAUCUGCCACAACGUUGGGGACACAUUUUUCUAUUUAAAAGUCAUGCUCUUUUUUAACGUUGCCUGUGGUGGUGCAGAUGUGUAGGUGUCAAGUUAUCUGAACAACGCUGAGCCAAUGUAAAGGAAAUGGAUGAAAUCUUGUGUAUGCUUCUGACUGAUUUUUUAUUUAUUUGCACAUUUUGUUUAUAUUUGUUUUUAAUUUUGCACUGUUUGAUAUUUUCUUAAGCAUUUCAGUAGUUUGCUUUAUCUUAACAGAUCCAGUGUGUGUGGUGCAAUUUCGGUGGUUGUUGGAUGAAUUUAUGUUGCGUUUAAAAAAAAAAAAAAAAAAAAAUUAAAUCAUGAGUGAGGAAAGGGGGGGAAAAAAAUCAAAACAUUUUUAUUUAUU
Phycodurus eques (leafy seadragon) is the source of this 1777-nucleotide messenger RNA. RefSeq names its product E3 ubiquitin-protein ligase RNF126-like. Gene Ontology annotation, biological process: protein ubiquitination; ubiquitin-dependent protein catabolic process; positive regulation of DNA-templated transcription. Gene Ontology annotation, molecular function: ubiquitin protein ligase activity. The transcript has 9 exons. Gene Ontology annotation, cellular component: cytoplasm; nucleoplasm. The record is from RefSeq and is a predicted model, not a curated record. Bases 179 to 1117 code for a protein of 312 amino acids. NCBI's taxonomy places the organism in Eukaryota, Metazoa, Chordata, Actinopteri, Syngnathiformes, Syngnathidae.